Molecule: messenger RNA, 8092 nt
Organism: Drosophila subobscura
Lineage: Eukaryota; Metazoa; Arthropoda; Insecta; Diptera; Drosophilidae
Product: tetratricopeptide repeat protein 28
Exons: 7
Coding region: 368-7912 (2514 amino acids)
Molecular function (GO): protein binding
Source: RefSeq, a predicted model, not a curated record
CAAAAACUCCGGUACCGAAAGGUUGUGUGAACGCGUAGCUCCCAACGAAGUGAAGUGAUUCAAACGCGGUAUCUCGGUUUCCAAAAACCACUUACAGUCCAGUAGUGUCUCCUGCUGCAAUUUCGGCCAAUUUGCAAAUCUGUGAUAAAACAAAACGAGAAACAAGAAGAGCAGAAAGAGAAAAGUAGGCAGCAAAAACAACGGAAAAAAGGAGAAAAUCCGAGAACCAGCAGCAUUAACAGAAAUAAGAGCCACAAGGAGAGAGAAAGAGAGAAGUACAAGGUGAACUUUCCAGUCUGCAGGCGGCUUCCAUCCAUGAACGAAGGCGCUCUUUUGAUGGUAUGAUUCUUCUUCUUGUGGCAUACAAAUGACGAAUUAUGAGAAUCUUAUAAAUUUGCCAUUAAAUUUUAAUGCAAAUAAUCAUCAUGCCAAUAGCAAUAACAGUGAGAACAAUGCCAAAAUUACAGUCGCUGGCGAGCAGCUUUUAAAUAAGAUGUCGCAGCGGGAUUUCUCCGAGAACGAACCGGAAUGCAAUCCGGAGCUGCCUGCCGCUAAUCGCGCCCUCUUCCUGGAGAAGGUUCGCCAAUCGAACGCCGCCUGCCAGAAUGGGGACUUUGCCACCGCGGUGCUGCUCUACACGGACGCCCUGCAGCUGGACCCGGGCAACCACAUCCUCUACAGCAAUCGCUCGGCGGCGCUGCUCAAGCAGGGACAAUUUGCGGCCGCCCUGCAGGAUGCCACGCAGGCGCGUGAGCUGUGCCCCCAGUGGCCGAAGGCGUACUUCCGACAGGGCGUGGCGCUGCAGUGCCUGGGCCGCUACGGCGAGGCUCUGGCAUCCUUUGCCUCGGGCCUGGCCCAGGAGCCAACGAACAAGCAGCUGAUGGGCGGCCUGGUGGAGGCUUCGCUGAAGAGUCCCCUGCGCACGGCCCUGGAUCCGACGCUGCAGCAACUGCGAACGAUGCAGCUGCAGGAGUCCCCGUUUGUGGUCAGCUCGGUGGUGGGGCAGGAGCUGCUGCAGGCGGCGCAGUACCAGGCGGCGGUCGCCGUGCUCGAGGCGGCUCUGCGCAUCGGCAGCUGUUCGCUGAAGCUGCGCGGAUCCGUGUUCAGCGCGCUCAGCUCCGCCCACUGGGCAUUGAAUCAGCUGGAUCAGGCCAUUGGCUACAUGCAGCAGGAUCUGGCGGUGGCCAAGUCCCUGGGCGACACGGCGGGCGAGUGUCGAGCGCAUGGCAAUCUCGGCUCGGCCUACUUCAGCCAGGGAGCCUACAAGGAGGCGUUGACGGCGCAUCGCUACCAGCUGGUGCUCGCCAUGAAGUGCAAGGACACGCAGGCGGCCGCCUCGGCGCUCACAUCGCUGGGCCACGUGUACACGGCCAGCGGGGACUUCCCCAAUGCCCUGGCCUCCCACAAGCAGUGCGUGCAGCUGUUCAAGCAGCUCGGCGAUCGUCUCCAGGAGGCCCGGGAGAUCGGCAACGUGGGCGCCGUCUAUCUGGCGCUCAGCGAGUGCGAGGCGGCGCUCGACUGUCACACGCAGCACCUGCGGCUGGCCCGCAAGCUGCACGACCAGGUGGAGGAGGCGCGCGCCUACUCGAAUCUCGGCUCUGCGCACCAUCAGCGGCGGCAGUUCACGCAGGCAGCCGCCUGCCACGAGCAGGUGCUGCGGAUUGCCCAGUCGCUGGGCGAUCGUUCCAUGGAGGCGGCCGCCUAUGCGGGCUUGGGGCAUGCCGCGCGCUGUGCCGGCGAUGCCAACGCCUCGAAGCGCUGGCACGAGCGGCAGCUGGCCAUGGCCCUGGCCGCCAGGGACAAGCUGGGCGAGGGCCGAGCCUGCUCGAAUCUGGGCAUUGUCUAUCAGCUGCUGGGCUCCCACGAUGCGGCGCUGAAGCUGCACCAGGCGCACCUCGGCAUCGCCCGCUCGCUGGGCGAUCGCACGGGCAUGGGCCGAGCGUACGGCAACAUGGCGCGCAUGGCCCACAUGGCAGGGUCCUACGAGGCGGCCGUGAAGUACCACAAACAGGAGCUGGCCAUCAAUCAGGCGGUGCACGAUCGCAGCGCUGAGGCGGCGACGCAUGGGAAUCUGGCUGUGGCCUACCAGGCUCUGGGCGCCCAUGAUGCGGCGCUCACCCACUACCGGGCGCACCUGUCCACCGCGAGAUCCCUGAAGGACACGGCUGGGGAGGCGUGUGCGCUGCUGAAUCUCGGCAACUGCCUCAGCGGGCGGCAGGAGUACGAGGAGGCGGUGCCCCACUACGAGAGCUAUCUGAUGCUCGCCCAGGAGCUGGGCGAUGUGGCGGCCGAGGGCAAGGCCUGCCAUCUGCUGGGCUACGCGCACUUCUCGCUGGGCAACUAUCGCGCGGCGGUGCGCUACUACGAUCAGGAUCUGGCACUCGCCAAGGACGCGCAGCAUCGCCCGAACAUGGGCAGAGCGUACUGCAAUCUGGGACUGGCUCACCUCGCACUGGGACACACUGCCGCCGCGCUGGAGUGCCAGCAACUGUUUCUGGCCGUGGCGCAUGCCACCAACCAGCUGCCGGCCAAGUUUCGGGCUCUGGGCAACAUCGGGGACAUUCUCAUCCGCACGGGGUCCCACGAGGAGGCCAUCAAGCUGUACCAGCGGCAACUGGCGCUGGCUCGUGCCGCGGGGGAUCGUUCCAUGGAGGCGGCUGCCUGCGGUGCACUCGGACUGGCGCAUCGCCUGAUGCGUCGCUGGGACAAGGCGCUCGGACAUCACACGCAGGAGCUGACACUGCGCCAGGAGUUGUGCGACCUGGCGGGCGAGUGUCGCGCCCAUGGGCACCUGGGGGCCGUGCACAUGGCCCUCUGCAGCUGGACAAAUGCCGUCAAGUGCUACCAGGAGCAGCUGGAGCGUGCGCAGGAGCAGCGGGAUGCGGCGGUGGAGGCGCAGGCGCACGGCAAUCUCGGCAUUGCGCGCCUCAACAUGGCCCACUAUGAGGCGGCCAUUGGGUGCCUGGAGGCGCAAUUGGGCACCCUGGAGCGUGUCUCCCUGCCAUCCACGCAGUCGGAUCGGGCGCGUGCUCUGGGCCACCUCGGGGACUGCUAUGCGGCGCUCGGGGACUACGAGGAGGCGCUCAAGUGCCAUGAGCGACAGCUGCAGCUGGCGCUGGGACUGGCCAGCCAUCGGGAUCAGGAGCGUGCCUACCGGGGGCUGGGACAGGCCCGUCGCUCCCUGGGACAGCUGCCUGCGGCCUUGGUGUGCCUGGAGAAGCGCCUGGUGGUGGCCCACGAGCUGCACAGUGCGGAGAUCAAGGCGCUGGCCUACGGCGAUCUGGGGCAUGUCCAUGCCGCUCUUGGGAACCACUCGCAAGCCCUGAACUGCCUCGAACAUCAGCGGGAACUGGCGCAGGGGCUGCAGGAUCGCGCCCUCGAAUCGGAUGCCAUGUGCGCCCUCGGCCAGGUGCAGCAGCGAAUGGGUCAGCACACGGAGGCGCUGGAGCUGCAUCGACAGGAUCUGCAGAUAUGCACGGAGCUGGCGGCGCCCUCGCUCCAGGCGCGCGCACUCGGCAAUCUGGGGGCCGUGCACGAGUCACUCGGCCAGCAGGCGGAGGCCUUGAAGUGCUACGAUCGGCAGCUGGAGCUCAGCGCGGAUCGUCUGGGCAAGGCCACAGCCUGCCUGGCACUGGGACGCGUUCACCAUCAGCUGGAGCAGCACACACAGGCUGUGGAUUACCUGCGGCAGGGCUUGACGAGCGCCCAAUCCAUUGGCAAGUCAGAGGAGGAGGCCAAGAUAAGACAUCAAUUGGGUCUUGCACUUCGCUCCUCUGGCGAUGCCGAAGGCGCCCGCUUGCAACUGGAGACUGCCGCCCAGCUGCUGGAGGCUGUGCGCCACGAGCAACGCAGUCCGGAGACGCGUCUGUCCCUCUACGAUCUGCAGACGAGUUGCUACCAUUUGCUGCAGCAGCUGCUGGUCGCGCUACAGCGCAACGAGGAGGCGCUGGUGGCCGCUGAGCGGUGCAAGGCACGCGGCGGCGCCGAUGCCGUGGGCAGUGAGUCGAACAAGACGCCGCUGGCGGACAGUGAGGCCAUCCAGGAGACGGUGAAUCGCGGACGCAUGCCCGUGCUGUACUACAGUCUGGCCGGGGAGCAGCUGUUUGCGUGGCUGCUGCACCCACAGACGGGCAUUGUGCGCUUCCACUCCGCCCGCAUCGAUGCACAGACGCUGCAGCUGCCGCUGUCGCUCAGCGAGGAGGAGGAGGAGGAGCUGGAACUGGAGGACGAAGAGGAGUGCCGAGAGCAGCCGCAGGGCGAUGGUCUGCUCGAGCGUUACGUGAACAUGGUGCGGGAUAAUCUCGGCGUCAAUUCGCAGAGUCUGCUGCACGAGGGCGACGGCAGUGGCUGGCGGGCGAGCACAGAGCAGCUGCUGGAGGAUCUGCCCGGAGCAGGCGCUGGCGGAGGCGGCUUCCUGCGCAUGGUCAGCCGCAAUCAGUUGCUCAACUCUUCCAACUAUUCCCUCAGCUCGCUGUUCUCGCUGGGCUCCGUGGGCGGCUCGGUGGCCAGCCUGCAGGGCUCCACGCGCUCCGUGGGCAGCCGCAGCUCGCGUCGUGCGCCGCCUGUGCCCGCCUGGCGGGGACCCUCCUGCCUGCACACGCUCUACAACCUCCUGCUGGCACCCUUCGACGAUCUCCUGCCCUCGGCCAACCUGUCGCGUCAGGGCAGGCGUGAGCUAAUCCUCGUGCUGGACAGCUCGCUGUACCUGGUGCCCUUUGCCAUCCUGCGGGCUGCUGGCGAGGAUGGGGAAUACCUGUCGGAGCGCUGUGCCAUACUCACGGCUCCCUCGCUGCAGGCGCUGCGCAGUCGUCCCAAGGUGCGACGGGACCGCGCUCGUCCGCCCAAGGCUCUGGUCGUGGGCGGUCCACGUGUGCCCGGCAGUCUGGCCGAACGCUGGGGCUGGGCAGGCGCCGAGUCGCCGGCGGCACUGCAAGAGGCCGCCAUGGUGGCGGACAUGCUGCAGGCCACCGCUCUGGCUGGCUCCAAUGCCACCAAGGAGUCCGUUCUGGCGGAGCUGCCCUCCGCCGAGUGCAUCCACUUUGCAGCGAAUCUCAGCUGGCAGCUGGGCGCCGUGGUGCUCAGUCCCGGCGAUGUGGUGACCUCGGAGCAGCAGCAGCAGAAGGAGCCGCACGAGCCACAGCUCUCGGACUUCACCUUGGCCGCCGGGGAACUGCGACAGCUGCGCCUCAGCGCACGUUUGGUGGUGCUCAGCUCUUAUCACUCCGUGGAGCCCAUCACGGGCGCUGGCGUGGCCAAUCUAGCUGGCGGCUGGCUGUUGGCAGGAGCGGGCGCCGUACUCAUAUCGCUGUGGCCCGUGCCGGAAACGGCUGCUAAGAUUUUGUUGCGUGCCUUCUACUCCGCGUUGUUGCAGGGUGCACGAGCGGCGCGCGCUUUGGCUGAAGCUAUGCAGACUGUGCAGCACACAAAACACUUUGCACAUCCGGCCAACUGGGCGGGCUUCCUGCUCGUCGGCAGCAAUGUGCGACUGUCCAACAAAGUGGCACUGGGCCACGCCCUGUGCGAACUUCUACGCACUCCCGAGCGCUGUCGCGACGCCCUGCGCGUGUGCCUGCAUCUGGUGGAGAAGAGUUUGCAGCGCAUUCAUCGCGGACAGAAGAACGCCAUGUACACGACGCAGCAGAGUAUUGAGAACAAGGCGGGCCCCGUGGCCGGCUGGAAGGAUCUGCUGAUGGCUGUUGGAUUUCGCUUCGAGCCAGCCGCCAAUGGCAUACCCUCGAGCGUGUUCUUCCCGCAAGCAGAUCCCGAGGAGCGUCUCUCCCAGUGUUCGGCCAGUCUGCAGGCAUUGCUGGCGCUAACCCCGGCCACGCUCCAAGCGCUGGCCAAGCUGGUGCACGUGAACAGUGCGGAGCAUGCGGAUGACAUCAUUGCCGUCAUUCGGAAUAUUCUGGCCCAGUUUCCGGCUGCUUCUGUGGCCACAACUGUGGGCAAGCAGGAGCAGGAGCCCGCCUGCUGCAUUGAGAUGCCGCUGAGUGUGCGCCUGUGGCGCGUGGCAGGCUGCCACGAGCUGCUCGCCUCCGUGGGCUUCGAUCUGACCGAGGUGGGUGCGGAUCAGGUGAUUCUUCGCACGGGCAAGCAGGCCAAUCGGCGGCACUGCCAGUUUGUGCUUCAGGCGCUGCUGGCGUUGUUUGACACUCGCGAGGCACCCAAAACCCUGGGCAUGGACAUGGAUUCAGCCCAAAGCAGCAGCUGCGAGUCGCUGGCCGAGACCGAAAUGGAUGCCAUCGGCACACCCGUGCAGCCCACAGCCAGCAGCACGCCCUCGGUGAGCGCGGGCAAGGCGCCGCUGCCAUUGCAUCCGCGCAGCGCCUUCAUCUCGUAUGUGCGGCGACGCGGCGAGCCCGAUGGCGGACGCACAGAGGUCACAGUGGGCGCAGGAGGAGCAGCAGCAGGUGGCUUGGAUUCCAGCCUGGCCAACACCACCGACAGCGAGCAUUCGUUGUCCGAUGGCUAUGCCACACAACCGGGCCUGGGGCUGGCCAAUCCGCGCCUCGGCUAUGCCAGCAUGCGUGCCCCCGUCAGGGUCUCCCGGCCUGGUGGUGGCGGAGAGAGCGAUGCUGCCUUUACCCCGAGUCCACCGGUGACAGAUCCCAGUUUGACGCUGGCUCUGGCACACCAGACACGCAUUCGGAGUCUCUACUCGCAGCCCACAACUGCAGCGGCGACGGCGGCUCCAGCAGCAGUUGGCAGCGUCAACAGCAGACGGCCGGAUAGCUCCAGCUCGGCCAGCAGCACCACAGAUUGGGAGGGUUCCGGACACGCGACAGUGCUGCGACGCGGUGGCGGUGUGGCAAUGCCACAGCAGCAGCCACCUUUGCCCCCGCCACGGCCGCCAGCCUAUCACAACUUGGGCGUGGGCCUGGGGGGACGCAGCAAGCCCAAAAUCAAGCUGGGCAGUGCCCAGAGCUCACUGGCGGCGCGUGUCAACAAGGAGCAUGCCCUGUUCAUGGAUCGGCUGAGUGUGCGAACGGAGCUGAGUGCGCCGGCGGGCAACGGCAUGACAGCGGCAGCGGGAACUGCGGCCAGUCGGAAACCCCUGGCACUGCCCGAGGAGGAGGAGGUCUCCAGUGUGGUGUUCAAUCCGGCGAGUCUUUACUUCUCCCAAACGGACACCGAACUGCUGCUGAGCGAACCCAAGCCGGAGGAGAGUGCCACGGUGGCCAAGACCAGCUCCAAGUGCCUGCAGGAGAGCAUGAUGCGGCACAUGAACCGCGAGCUAACGCCCAGCAUCUCGGAGCUGUAUCAUGAGCGCAAUCUGGGCCUGGGACUGGCACCGCCGCUCUCCAAGCUGCUGCUCAGCCCCAACUAUGAGGAGCAGGAGAGCAACGGCAUGGGCGAGGGCUGUCCGCAGUCCUCUGCCGGCCUGAAGACACUCGUGGAGGCGGUCAACGAGCUGGAGCUGAGUGGCAGCUCUUCGGGCGCCACCAUGCCCACUGUGGUGGGUGGCGGUGGUGGCAACGAGGUGGAGGGCACAUCCAAUGCCAUCACAGCCGUGGACCGUGCCACUUGUCCCAUUUGCGGUGAGCAUGCGGAUGUCAUUUGUCGCUGCAAGGCUGCCACCAUACAGAAGAAGAGCAGCCUCAAGCCUUGGCUGAGCAAUGUCCCGGCCAGCAGCAUGGUCCAGGCCAGCGAGCUAACCACAGCGGACAUUCUGGAGCGACGCCUCGAAAUUCACACGAGCAACGCGGGUGCACCCUUUGCCGCAGAGCUGUGUCGUCGCGACGAGGGUGACGGCCGCUCCGUGGCGGACUCCCAGUGCAGCAGCAACUACAAGCGAGUGCUGGCCAGCGCCUCGAGCGGUGCCAUGGGUCUGGUGGACAUCAGCAAUGGCAUUUCAGCGGAACCACAAAGCGCACCCUCGGCGGCCACCUGCUCCGCUGCGCGACUCGUCUAGAGCAGCCAGACUUUAUUUAUUAUUAUUUACGGAAUGCAUUUUAUGGAUAUAUAUUUUGUCUCUAUAACCAAGCCACUGAUUAAAACGUACUCAAUUACUUAAACAAUUGUGAAUUAAGGUCAUCCAUAGGCUAAGCAACUGUAUAGCAACUAGCAUUAAGACAUUUAGCACAAAUAUAAA